AUGGUGAAAGUGAGAGCAAUUCGCACUUCUUUCUCAGAAUUUGAGGAUAGCUCUAGUUCAGAUAGUGAUUAUCAUGAAGAUGUACUCCCAGAAGAUAAUUCAUCAGAAGAUGAUGAAGAAAUUAUUGCUGCCAGAGAGAAGCUAAAAAAUUAUACUAGAGGAUGGAAGUCAGUUGCACUAUUGCAGGAAAGUGACAAUGAAGAUGAACAGAAUGCAGGGGCUAAUGAUCCUCCAGAUGAGACACAAACAAAUGAGGAUGAAGAUGUCUUUGAGUCUGAUGGUCAAAUAAGUGAAUACAUUGAGUCUUCUGACCCUGGUAGCUAUAGGGAUAGCACUGAGGAGGAUCCAGAGCUGAGGGAUGAUGCUGUGAGGAAGAAGAGUAGAUUCCCAUCAUUCAAAUCUCAUAAAGGUAUACCCAAUUUCGAGCUUAGUAUGUUGUUUAAUAGUAAUGAGGACUUCAAAAAUGCGGUGAGCAAUUAUGCUAUAUUGACUAGGCAUGAUAUUAGAUUCACUAAGAAUGAGCCUGAUAGGUGUAGAGCCAAAUGUAUGGGAACUUUUGACUGUCCUUGGCUUAUAUAUGGGUCAUAUGAUAGAGAAAUUGAUAGUUUUCAAGUGAAAACAUUCAAUCCGGAGCACAAUUGUGAACCUAAAAGGGGUUUGAAGAGACUAACAUCUAAGUAUCUGAUCAAGGAAUUCUAUGAUUUAAUUGUUGCACACCCAGACAAAAAGAUAAGAUAUCUUAAGCCAUUUAUGGAAAAGAAGCUUGAGUUAGAUGUUAGUUUAGGUCAGUGCAAAAGGGUUAGGAAAACUGUCUUAGCAGAUCUUGAAGGUAAUUGUGUUCAAGAAUAUGCAAAGCUGAGGGACUAUGCAGAGGAGUUAUUAAAAUCUAACCCUGGUACUACUGUUGAUCUGCUUACUGAUAGACCAGUUUUAGGUGUGGAUGGAUGUUUUUUGAAAGAUUUGGUGAAAGGGGAGUUGCUUACUGCUAUUGGUAGGGAUGGUAAUAACCAGAUGUUUCCAGUUGCAUGGGUUGUUGUGAUGGUUGAGAACACAGAGACUUGGACAUGGUUCUUGAAUUUAUUGAGACACGACAUUGGCACAGCUGAGGGAGAGGGAUGGACACUGAUUAGUGAUAGACAAAAGGGGUUAGUGGGUGCUGUAGCAGAUACUUGGUCCGAGGCUGAGCAUAGGUUUUGUUGUAGGCAUUUGUAUGCAAAUUGGUGCAAGACAUUCUCAGGGCGACAUCUAAACAACUUGUUCUGGACCCUUGCAAAGUCAACAAACAGGUAUGAUUUUGAUCAUAAUUUGAAGCAACUUCAGGAAGUGCAUGCAGAGGCUGCCAAAGAUUUGAUGUUGGUUGAUCCAAGGUACUGGUGCAAAGCCUUCUUCAGUACACAUUCCAAAUGCGACUCAUGUGACAAUAACUUGUGUGAGGCAUUCAAUGGAACAAUUUUAGAAGCAAGGAACAAGUCCAUUAUCUCUAUGCUUGAAGACAUUAGGCGAGCAAUGAUGCGAAGAAUCAGAGACAAAAGAUUAGGUGUAUCUAAAUGGAGAAAUGAUUGGGGUCCAUUGAUUCAUAAGAAGCUUCAAAGCAACAUUAGGGAUAGCCACAUCUGGACAUGUGAAUGGAAUGGGGGGGGGGGUAGUUACGAGGUCAAAUGUGGGAGGAGUCAGUACGUUGUUCGACUGCGACAGGGUGUGUGCACAUGUGGUGCAUGGGAGCUUACUGGCAUUCCGUGUGCACAUGCAGUAUGUGCAAUACAUUAUGCUGGUGCGAAGGCUGAAGAUUACAAGGUGUUGUGGUACAAGAGCAAUACGUAUCUUAGGGCAUAUCAAAAACCAAUUGAGCCAAUACGCGGGGAAAAUAUGUGGCCAAGGAGUGAGCAAGAACAGGUGGUGCCUCCAAAGUUACGAAAAAUGCCUGGCAGACCAAAGAAGAAGAGGAGAAGGGAGAUGCAUGAAGUAAUACUAAAAAACAACUUGACAAGAGUAGGGAGGUCUAUGACUUGCCAUGUUUGUAAAGGGAAGGGCCACAAUGCUAGAAACAAAAAGUGUCCAGGAAGGAGUGGACCAAGCAGCCAAAAGGAUUGCAGACCUAAGUCCCAACCAAGGAAGAGAGUUAUGCUAUCUGGUCUUGGAUUGUAUAUCAACCCUGAAACAGGUCGUUCGAUCCUCAAUCCGGGUACAUCAAUGUCUAGGAUUAUUGAUCGAGGUAUUCAGAGUUCGAGGACAAAAAAUAUUUCAUCUCAAGAUGCUGCAGGAUCUGGUGAACCCAUUUAA
Tripterygium wilfordii is the source of this 2280-nucleotide messenger RNA. RefSeq lists its product as uncharacterized. The transcript is spliced from 5 exons. Bases 1 to 2280 code for a protein of 759 amino acids. Lineage: Eukaryota; Viridiplantae; Streptophyta; Magnoliopsida; Celastrales; Celastraceae. The record is from RefSeq and is a predicted model, not a curated record. Gene Ontology annotation, molecular function: zinc ion binding.